Molecule: messenger RNA, 1228 nt
Organism: Arachis stenosperma
Lineage: Eukaryota; Viridiplantae; Streptophyta; Magnoliopsida; Fabales; Fabaceae
Product: transcription factor bHLH71-like
Exons: 3
Coding region: 19-1020 (333 amino acids)
Biological process (GO): regulation of transcription by RNA polymerase II
Molecular function (GO): protein dimerization activity; RNA polymerase II cis-regulatory region sequence-specific DNA binding; DNA-binding transcription factor activity, RNA polymerase II-specific
Source: RefSeq, a predicted model, not a curated record
UGUUGAGAGCAAAAAGCAAUGGCCUUAUUAGAAGAUCAUCAUCAUCUUUCAUCAUCAAAUGAGUUUUCCAACUUCGUUGUGUAUGAUACUAUUUCUGCAACCCCUUUUAGCAGCCAUGGAAGUUCAUCUACUUCUUUCUUGGUAGAAGAAAACAAGGUGGAAGAGUAUGGAGAGAGGACAGCAACACGAAAACGGCAAUCGGGUGAAGCAGGGCAAGGGAAGAAGAAGAGAAGGAGAAAGCCAAGGGUAUGCAAGAACAAAGAAGAAGCUGAGAAUCAAAGAAUGAUCCACAUUACUGUUGAAAGGAACAGAAGGAAGCUGAUGAAUGAGCAUCUUGCUGUUCUUCGCUCACUCAUGCCUGAAUCCUAUGUCCAAAGGGGUGAUCAAGCAUCAAUAGUAGGUGGAGCUAUAGAGUUUGUGAAGGAGCUAGAGCAGCUGUUGCAGUGUCUUGAGGCUCAAAAGUUGAAGCUUGUACAUCAAGGAAUGGCAGCACAACAAUCCAACAAGAAUAACAAUGAAGAUGAGUUGAUGAUGAUGAUGAUGAUGGUGAUGGGAUCAGCCCCUUUUUCCCAUUUCUUUGUGCAUCCUCAGUUCACUUGGUCUCAGGCUCCAAACAAAUAUGCUUCCCAUCACAACAAAACUAACAAUAAUAAUCAAGCAGCCAUGGCUGACAUUGAGGUUACUUUGAUUGAAACCCAUGCAAACCUCAGAAUCCUCUCAAGGAAAAGCCCCAAGCAACUUUCAAAGUUGCUUUCUGGUUUUCAGAAUCUCUCUCUCACCAUUUUGCAUCUCAAUGUCACCUCCAUGGACCCCUUAGUACUCUAUUCCAUUAGCGCCAAGGUUGAAGAAGAAUGCCAACUUGGUUCUGUAGAUGACAUUGCAAGUGCAGUUCACAACUUGCUUAAAAUGAUUGAAGAAGAAGAUUCCCUUUGCAGUUUAUACGGUGAAGUUACCAAAUCAACCCCCUCUCCCCUUCAAGACUCACUAGAGAAUUCAAACACAGAAUAUUCUCUUAGCUAGCUCUGCUUUUUCUUUUUAAAUUUAUUGUCUGUUUUAAUUAAUUUCUCAAUCAGGUGUGCAUAGUUUUAAGUGUUAAUUAUUCUAAGAACUAAUGUUGUUUAUUAGAGUCCUUCUAAGUACAUGUUUUGAGAACAUUUUGCACCAAACUUGAGAGUGGUUUAAUUUUGGUUAAAAUGUAAAAAAGCAAAGGGGAAAAAAUAAAAGUACU